Messenger RNA from Olea europaea var. sylvestris, 1705 nucleotides. RefSeq names its product transcription factor bHLH30-like. The record is from RefSeq and is a predicted model, not a curated record. The coding region runs from base 677 to 1429 and encodes 250 amino acids. The transcript has 2 exons. NCBI's taxonomy places the organism in Eukaryota, Viridiplantae, Streptophyta, Magnoliopsida, Lamiales, Oleaceae. Gene Ontology annotation, molecular function: DNA-binding transcription factor activity; protein dimerization activity. Gene Ontology annotation, biological process: regulation of DNA-templated transcription.
UUUUCUGUUCACAACCACAAAAGAUACAAUUUUUCUGGGUUUUCCUUUUUGGUUCUCGCAUCAAAUUGUCAAAGAUUCAACCCAAAAAGCUCAUCGAGAUGCAGGAAUUCAAGACCUUUAAGAAGAAAAAGAUGUGGAUUUAUUCUCAUUGAUUUCUUUUCCCCAUAACCCAGCAGAAUCCCAAUUUGUCGUCUUCUAUUACUUUUCUUCUAAUAAAAAUAAUGUCUCUUCCAUUAACCACCUCCAACGCCGCCGUUUCGUCUGUUGCCACUCUCAAGCUCCGCUCUAAAAUGCUGUCGUUUUGGUUCGCACCUACCACCCGCCCUCCUGGCCUUGACCCGUAGAAGUUUCACUCUUAUUUUGCUUUUAUCCAAUCUUUUUUAGUUAUAUGUGAAAGAAUGUGCAAUUUAUUCAUGCGGGGAUAAUCUAGAUUUUAAUUUUUUUGUUAAUUUCAAACACUUGAUAGCGCACACACAAAGCACUUGAUUUUAAUACAUAUGCUUGUCAUAUUACAUUGUGAUAAUUUUCUUGCAGCUUAAAUCUGUUGAAUUGGGAAAACAAAUAAUUAAUUUUGCAAAUCAACGCAUUAUGAUUGUGUUAGCUUUAUAUACGUGGUUAUGCAUAUAUACGCACUCAUAUAAUUUUUAUACGUUAUUAAUACGGUGGGAUUGAGAGUAUGAGUAUGUAUUAUAGGAACCCAUAUAGCUUAAACCAUAAAUCAGAUUGUGAGGGACUUCCAGGGAAUUGGGGAAGUGGGGCUAUGUCAGUUGAGCAAUCAUUAGUAUUGGACUGUGAGAAGGGGGAGCUAGUGAAAACUUUAGGCAAAACAGGGAAGAAGUGCGGUGUUUCAGAGGCGAAAACAGUUGCCACUUUGAAGAGCCAUAGCGAGGCUGAGAGGAGGAGGAGAGAGAGGAUUAAUGCUCAUUUGGUGACGCUUCGAGGUCUUGUACCUGGGGAAGAAAAGAUGGACAAAGCUACAUUACUUGCGGAAGUUAUCAGCCAAGUGAAACAGUUGAAGAAAACUGCAAAACAAGCCAGUGAAGAUUUACACAUUCCAACAGAUUCCGAUGAAGUGAAAGUUGAACAACUUGAUGACGAUGCAGUAGAUGGAUCUUUUUCCUUCAGGGCUUCUAUUUGUUGUUAUUACAGGCCUGAUCUGCUGUCUGAUACAAGGCAGUGUCUCAAUGUGCUUCCGGUAGAUUUGGCAAAUGUCGAGAUCUCCACUCUGGAAGGUCGGGUGAAGAUUGUGUUCUUAUUGACUGGUAGAAGAGACAACAUGAAUAACAGUGCUGAUGCUCGGGAACUUAUAGUGAGUUCGAUUCACGGGGCUUUGAGUUGUGUCGUGGAUAAGUCGUCCGAGUCAGAAGAAUUAUCUCAACUUACGCUUCCGCACAAGAGGCAAAGGGUUAGCUAUCUCGACUAUCCUUAGUGAUUUGUACGUCUUUAAGUCGGUGUGAAGUGAUGAAAUGCUGCUACAUGGGAUGCAUGGAAAUUGAAUAUUGAUAUUCAAAAAAAAAUAAAAAUUUGUGGGGGAAGUUUUGAAUCGAAUUUCGUAGCUCCAAGUUUCAUGUAAGCUGAAACGUGGGAUGAACGUUUUGGUGCUAUUUUAAUGUAUUGUGUUGUAUAUAUUGUGUAAUCGGUUCAUACUUGUGACACUGGAAUAAUAUUUGAAAUAAAAAAUAGAGGUUGACUAUGAACUUCUAUA